CCAGGAGCAAGAGUGAGUGGAACAGGAGAAGAAGGAGGAGGAGGGAAAGUGAGAAGGAGGAAAAAAGAUCCGGAGAAAGUUUGGCAACAUCUUAAAAAAAAACCUCUUCUUUGGACUUCUCCUCGGUGGGGAAAUCAUCAAGCGGGCCGUGUAGCUGUGUAUGGGCCGUCGUCUGGCGGAUUAUUUUUGCGAUGAGGAGCGAGCCUGUGCUUUUUACUUCCAACGGGGCAAUGGAUGAGUUGGUGCAGGAGCUUCGCCUAUUUCUUCAACUUCUAGAUCGGGAAUAUCUCAGCGCCGGUAUCCGGGAGAAGAAAACCCACCUCUCCAACAUCCUCAACAGAGUCAUCUCAGAGAAAGAGCUGUUAUGUAAGCCAGACAUCCACACUGGACUGCCAGCACCACCUCAGAUGCCACUGCCUGAAAUCCCUCAACCCUGGCUGCCUCCAAAUACCGGCCCACCGCCUUUGCCAAGCUCCUCUCUUCCAGAGGGUUAUUAUGAGGAAGCCGUCCCUUUAAGUCCAGGGAAAGCCCCAGAAUACAUCACUUCUAACUUUGAUUCCGACGCAAUGAGCAGCUCCUACGAGUCGUACGAUGAGGAAGAGGAGGACGAAAAAGGUCUGAAGACGCGCCACCAGUGGCCGUCUGAGGAGGCGUCCAUGGAUCUGGUGAAGGACGCCCGCAUCUGCGCAUUCCUACUGCGUAAGAAGCGUUUUGGACAGUGGUCUAAGCUCCUCUGCGUCAUUAAAGAUAACAAACUUCUGUGUUAUAAAUCGUCCAAAGACCACACCCCCCAGAUGGAGCUGACGCUGACGGGUUGCAGCAUCACCCAUGUCCCCAAAGACGGCAAGAAGAAGAGACACGAGCUAAGGAUUGUCCACCAGGCGGCGGAUGCACUGGUGCUGGCCGUCCAGAGUAAAGAACAGGCAGACCAGUGGCUCAAGAUCAUGAGAGAGCUGUGCGGAAGUGGGACGACUGAACUGGAUCGCUCCGGAUCGCCUGUCUACAAGUCAGAGCUGGAAAAGAAAUUGUCAUCCGACAAGCCGAGCUCAGAUGGCGAAGCAACACCCGAAAACGGACACAUGGACAAGGAUAACGGUAAAGGCAAGAAGAAUUCCAAGUCGGAUCAAAAGACCGGAACAGUUGGGAAGGGUGCCGGAAUUAAGAUCACUAAGAUUAUUGGUCUGGGCAAAAAGAAGCCUUCCAUGGAUGAGCAGACAUCGUCAGCAGAGGAAGAUGUACCAUCAUGUGGAUACCUGAACGUGCUGUCCAACAACCGGUGGCGGGAGCGUUGGUGCCGCCUCAAAGACAACCAGCUGCUCCUCCACAAAGACCAGGACGACCUGAAGAGCCACAUCGCCUCCUUGCCCCUCCGAGGCUGCGAGGUCAUCCCAGGUCUCGACCACAAGCACCGCUUUGCUUUUCGCUUGCUCCGCAACGGACAGGAAGUCGCCGUACUCGAGGCGUCCUCGUCUGAAACUAUGGGUCGUUGGCUGGGGGUCCUAUUGGCUGAGACCGGCUCCACCGCUGACCCGGCCACGUUGCAUUACGACUACAUCGACGUGGAGACCACCGCUAACGUCAUCCAGCUGGCCAAGCAGUCCCUAUGUUUCACCAGUAAGCGCGCCAUCUCCCCUAACCCGUACUUGGACAACCCAGUCAGCAGCUAUGCCUGUCCCAGCGGCACGGCCCUGCACUAUGAUGACGUGCCGAUCGACGGAAUGUCGUCCAGUCCCGGCACAGGAGAGUGCCUGCUACAAGAACCACUGUACGAGAACACCGUCUCUAAAAGGCCCUCUUCUCUCGCCCAUUCUUCUUCUACCACCAAAACUGCUCUAAGUCACUACCAAACACCUGUUUCUAACGUCUCCUCUAAGAUUCUAACCCAUACUAAAAUGCAACCUGUUAUUAAGCUGAAGGGGAAGAAAGGAACCACGUCCAACAGCUCAGCAUCCAAACAAAAGGCUGAUCCAAAAAAUCUACAAAAGAAGAACGGCCUUACCGACGUGAAUGGGACUGCAUCUCUCAGACGUAACACCUCAAGGACAGAGCACGUCAAAUACGGCAAAAAGCGUGUGGAGGCGGAUGCCAAGCGACUGCAGACCAAGGAAGAUGAAUUGAUGAAGAAGAAACAUGAGAUCCGGAACCAUCUGGCCAGUUUAAAGCAGGAGAGGAAGGACCUGCGUGAUACUCUUGAAGGGACGUCAGGCAAACGAUCGCAGGCUGCCAUGACGGCACGCCUGAAGAAGGUGGAGUUGGAGUGCAAGCAAAAGGAGGAAGAGAGAGUCAACCUGGAGCUGGAGCUCACAGAGGUCAAAGGCAGCCUAAAGAACGCCUUGAAUGGAGGAGUCACCCUAGGUCUCACCAUAGAACCAAAAAGUAGCUCUUCUGCACUCCAGUCACCAGCCACAUCACGGCGAGCAUGUGAGUCGUCGCCUUUCUCCAGCUGCAGCGCCAGCGACACCGAGGUGUGCUUGCCCAUUAAUAGUGCCUCACUGCUCCGACGCCAACCUCUGGGCACCCAGAAGGCAUCACCAGUCCGAGGUCACGUACUGAGGAGGGCUAAGGAGUGGGAACAGAAGAGCGGAACAUAAAACACCUUCAGGUCAUUCUGUCUUUUUCCCAUGUUGAAUUUGUGUAUAUAUUUAUUUACAAUGUCCCAAUUAACCAAAAAAGACCAACACACUUUUUUUUUCUUUUUUUUUUUACUGUUGAGCAUGUUUUUUUGUUGUUUUUUUGGUGCCUUUGCUUUUGCUCCAGUCAACAGAAUCAAAUAUUUAUUUGUAAAAAAACAAAACAAGAAUAGCUUUGCUUUUAUUUAUGUUUAUAUAUAUAUUUUUUAUUUAUAUAAGUAUAUAUAUUGAAUUUCUUUACAUUUAUUCAACGGAGUGUCAGACUUGUUAGUUAUUUUUAUUCUAAUUUCCUUCUGUUGUUUUACUGCUUACCUUAACAUUGAAAUAUUUUAAAAGUGGCUUAAAUUAUUAGAACUACUCGGAAAACAAAAUGAAAAUCAUUUCUUGUACACUUUUUUUUUUAGGUUUACAAGAAGUUAACCACUGUUUUAAGGAUUUAGCUCAACACAAUUUAUUGGAAUCUUACCUUGGAAAAUAGACAACUGAAUUUAAUUAGAGUUUUUUUAUAUUUUACGCUGGUCCAAAUGUUUUUUCAACUUAGCUGUAAUCGUGCUUUAAAAACCGGGGCCCAUUUUGUCCAGUCAAAAGCAGGAUGCCGGUGAUGAAAUCUACAUUCCGAUCUUUUUUUUUUGGAUGUGUGUAUUUUCUUCGUAGCCAGCCUUAGCUAAUUUGAAUGACAUUUGGCCGUCAAAUUUAAGAACAAAUUUACAUUUUGGCUUUUUUAAUUGUUUUUUUUUAACUAGUUUUUCCUUUUUUACAAAACAGGCACUUCAGUGUUUGAGUGCUAUAUAGAUGGAAUGUGUGAUUAUUGGCUUUGCGACUUCAAAAAAAAACAAAAAAAACCAGUGAAGUUGGCACGUUGUGUAAAUGGUAAAUAACAACAGAAUACGAUGAUUUACAAAUCCUUUUCAACUUAUAUAUAGACUGUAAAAACGAGAUAUUUAACGUUUGAACUGGAAAACUUUAUUUUUUGCAAAUAUUAGUUCAUUUGGAAUUUGAUGCCUGCAACAUGUUUCAAAAAAGCUGGCACAAGGGGCAAAAAAGACUGGGGAAGUUGAGGAAUGCUCAUCAAACACUUAUUUGGAACAUCCCACAGGUGAACAGGCUAAUUGGGAACAGGUGGGUGCCAUGAUUGGGUAUAAAAGCAGCUUCCAUGAAAUGCUCAGUCAUUCACAAACAAGGAUGGGGCGAGGGUCACCAGUUUAAGAACAACAUUUCUCAACGAGCUAUUGCAAGGAAUUUAGGUAUUUCACCAUCUGAGGUCUGGAUUAUCGUCAAAAGGUUCAGAGAAUCUGGAGAAAUCACUGCAUGUAACCUUGAAUGCCCGUGACUUUCGAUCCCUCAGGCGGUAUUGCAUCAAAAAGCGACAUCAGUGUGUAAAGGAUAUCACCACAUGGGCUCAUGAACACAUCAGAAAACCACUGUCUGUAACCACAGUUCAUCGGUACAUCUGUAAAUGCAAAAUUAGGACUCUACUAUGCAAAGCCAAAGCCAUUUAUCAACAACACCCAGAAUCGCUGCCGGCUUCGCUGGGCCCGAUCUCAUCUAAGAUGGACUGAUGCAAAGUGGAAAAGUGUUCUGUGGUCUGACAGGGUCUACAUUUCAAAUUCUUUUUGGAAAGUUCGAACGUUGUAUCCUCCAGAACAAAGAAAAAAAUAAACAUCCGGAUUGUUAUAGGCGCAAAGUUGAAAAGACAGCAUCUGUGAUGUUAUGAGGGUGUAUUAGUGACCAAGGCAUGGGUAACUUACACAUUUGUGAAGGCACCAUUAAUGCUGAAAGGUACAUCCAGUUUUUGGAGCAACAUAUGUUGCCAUCCAAGCAACGUUAUCAUGGACGCCCCUGCUUAUUUCAGCAAGACAAUGCCAAGCCACGUGUUACAACAGCGUGGCUUCAUAGUAAAAGAGUGCGGUUACUAGACUGGCCUGCCUGGAGUCCAGACCUGUCUCCCAUUGAAAAUGUGUGGCCUAUUAUAAAUGAUAAAUGGGUUGUACUUGUAUAGCGCUUUUCUACCUUCAAGGUACUCAAAGCGCUUUGACACUACUUCCACAUUUACCCAUUCACACACACAUUCACACACUGAUGGAGGGAGCUGCCAUGCAAGGCGCUAACCAGCACCCAUCAGGAGCAAGGGUGAAGUGUCUUGCUCAGGACACAACGGACGUGACAAGGUUGGUACUAGGUGGGGAUUGAACCAGGGACCCUCGGGUCGCGCACAGCCACUCUUCCACUGCGCCACGCAGCCUUAAAUACCAAAACAGAGAUCCCGGACUGUUGAACAACAUAAGCUGUACAUCAAGCAAGAAUUGGAAAUAAUUCCACCUAAAAAACUUCAAAAACUUCGUCUCCUCAGUUCUGAGUUUUGUUAAAAGGAAAGGCCAUGUAACACAGUGGUAAAAAUGCCCCCGUGCCAACUUUUUUGCAAUGUGUUGCUGCCAUUAAAUUCUAAGUUAAUGAUUAUUUUCAACAAUAAAAAAGUAGUCUCUCAGUUGGAACAUUAAGUAUCUUAUCUUUGCAGUCUAUUUAUUUGAAUAUAGGUUGAAUAGGAUUUGCAAAUCAUUGUAUUCUGUUUUUAUUUACCAUUUACACAACGUGCCAACUUCACUGGAUUUGGGGUUUGUACAAUCUUUGAGGUUUAUUUAAUAGCGUCAAGAGCCUGAAAUGACCAGGUCUAAGUAGCUAAUUGGUUUGGUCCAGUUUUAUUACAUUUUCAAAGAUAUACAGUACAGGCCAAAAGUUUGGACACACCUUCUCAUUCAAUGCGUUUUCUUUAUUUUCAUGACUACUUACAUUGUAGAUUGUCACUGAAGGUAUCAAAACUACGAAUGAACACAUGUUGUCUUUAAUGUCUUUAAUGUCCUUUGUUUUCUUUGAUGUUUCCCUCUUACACACAUGUAAGAGGGAUGUGUACUAUGGCUAUGAGUUUUUUUUUUUCCCUUGGCAUCAGUCUGAACCCCCUCUCCAGAGGCCCAGGCUAAAACCGAUUUUUUUAUUUUAUUUUAUUUUAUUUUAUUUUAUUUUAUUUUAUUUUAAUCUUUAAUUUUUUUCUCCCACUCCCCCCCUUGUCUACCUGUAUCCCACCUUUUUUGUAAGGGGCGCUGGAAGCUGGCAGACCCGUCAGCGAUCCUGUUCUGUCUCCCUGUAAUGUUUGUCUGUUGUUGAAUGGGAUUGGGCUGAAAAUUUAAAUUUUCCUGAAGGAAUAAAUAAAGUACUAUGUAAUCUAAUGUGGAGAUAUGUACUUAACAAAAAAAGGUGAAAUAACUGAAAACAUGUUUUACAUUCUAGUUUCUUCAAAAUAGCCACCCUUUGCUGUGACUACUGCUUUGCACACUCUUGGCAUUUUCUCGAUGAGCUUCAAGAGGUAGUCACCUGAAAUGGUUUUCCCUUCACAGGUGAAGUGAGAGAAUGCCAAGAGUGUGCAGAGCAGUAAUCAGAGCAAAGGGUGGUUCUUUUGAAGGAACUAGAAUAUAAAACAUAUAUUUUUUUAGUUAUUUCACCGUUUUUUGUUAAGUACAUAACUCCACAUGUGUUCAUUCAUAGUUGUAAUGCCUUCAGUGACAAUCUACAAUGUAAAUAGUCAUGAAAAUAAAAAAGACACAUUGUUUGGGGAGAAGGUGUUUUCUACUGUAUAUUUUUAAACAUAGUCAUGUUUCACAUAGACACUUUUAUCCAGUUAAGGUUCAUGAUCAGUUUAUGAUUGGAAAAAUGUUGUAUAACAAACAAACACAUUUUUUUCCAACAAUUUUACAAACUCCCUUUUUUUAUCUUUUCAUUAGUUUUUAGUGAAUUUCGCCAAUGGAAAAUAUGUCAACAAAUGUGAACGUGAGUUAUGUAGCUCAGCUUUGCAUUGUGUUUUUUUAUUUUUUUUUUAUUUGUUGCACCUUAUAAAUCUUUUUACUUUAUUUUCUAUCUGACAGUCACCAAUUUGGCGACAAUAAAAAAAAUGCUUUGCAAACAAACAAAAAA
Molecule: messenger RNA, 6593 nt
Organism: Nerophis ophidion (straightnose pipefish)
Lineage: Eukaryota; Metazoa; Chordata; Actinopteri; Syngnathiformes; Syngnathidae
Gene: afap1
Product: actin filament associated protein 1
Exons: 18
Coding region: 192-2591 (799 amino acids)
Cellular component (GO): cytosol
Molecular function (GO): SH3 domain binding; SH2 domain binding
Source: RefSeq, a predicted model, not a curated record